ACAAAAAACCUUCAAACUGAAGCGCCGUCUUUAUCGAUUGGCUGCUGUGUUGACCUUAUGCCCCAAGUGAAAGUCAUUCUUGCCAGUAAAUACGAAGAACACAUAACUGUGGGUUUACACUGGGUUCAGUCUGUCAUCAAGAAGUGGUGGCCAGAACUUUCUAAGAAUGAGAAAAGACUGCGGGACAGUUGUUUGGAGCACAGGAAUGUUGAAGCCAUGAGGCAGCGGCUGAAAGACUUGUGGAAGGACAAAACCCGGCUCUGUCUGAUUCCAGGAUCUAUGGGAGAACUUGCAAAGGCUAUCGAGGCUUAUCUGGCACAGCUACCCUGACGGUCUUUAAGCUUUCUGGGGAUGUGACCACUGCUGCCAGAUUAUGGCGUGCUUAGAACUGAUAAGGACACCAGAGAGCUGGACUGGUUCUUUCUGCCUCAAAAAAAGAAAAAAGAAAAUUCUAACCUUGUGCCGGGACUGAAGUUGACACUUCAGGCAGGUCCUUGGUUUGAGCUGGAGACGAGACUGGAGCAAAAACACAGCAAAUGACUGCUUCACAUUGAAGUGGACUCUUGUGAUGGAAGAAACAGCAGACCUUCUGGAAUGUGCCAAACUCUCACACAUACACUGCAUCACUCGUUGCCAUAGAAUGCAAAUCUACUUGUGGGUGUCCUGAAUGCAUCACCAGUUUUUCCUCCUGGAUUCUUCUGAAUUGGGAACUAGAAUCUGCAGAAGUCUUAAGUUAUUAGAGCUCGUCAUUUUCACAUUGCCUCUUCAUGUGGCAUUUGCCUGUGUAAUGUAAAAAUGAUUCUUUUAAUCUCUUUUAAAUAAAUUUUCCAAAAA
This is a messenger RNA of Thalassophryne amazonica, 834 nucleotides long. RefSeq names its product KATNB1-like protein 1. The transcript is spliced from 5 exons. The record is from RefSeq and is a predicted model, not a curated record. The coding region runs from base 58 to 330 and encodes 90 amino acids. Gene Ontology annotation, molecular function: microtubule binding. Gene Ontology annotation, cellular component: nucleolus. NCBI's taxonomy places the organism in Eukaryota, Metazoa, Chordata, Actinopteri, Batrachoidiformes, Batrachoididae.